UCUGCGCCGUUGCGCCGCCCUUGGGCAUGGGGCGGCAGGCGAAGCUCGAGAGGCGGGCGAUGAAGCACGAGCGCAAGGCCGUCAGGCACGCCAUCAAGGCGCAGCGGUCUUACGGAGCCCAUGGCAGGAGUUUCGGCGCCGUCGGCCACGCGGCCGCCGGGCCGUUCUACCAGCCGCAACAACAGCAGCAGUAUCAGCAGCAGCAGCAGUAUCAGCGGGACAUGGCCCACAGCGGGAGACAGGAGGAGGGCGUCGAGGAAUGGCAUGAGCGCCGAAGGGCUUCCACGGGGGGGGAUGUGCCGCCGCCCGCGUACGAGGAAGGGGAGAGCUCCGCGGCUGGCGCACGGCGGAGGAGUGUUGAGGUUUUGGGAGAGAGCGAGAAGCACCAGGGGAAGGGCUUGAGAAGCUGAUGUUAAUGCUGAACGGUUUGCCAUGAUGUUACUAUAGCGAGCAAGGUGUUAGAUAGACGGGUCUGGAUGCCAAUUUUUUCUCUUCUUGGUUCA
This is a messenger RNA of Colletotrichum navitas, 503 nucleotides long. RefSeq lists its product as uncharacterized. The coding region runs from base 27 to 410 and encodes 127 amino acids. Lineage: Eukaryota; Fungi; Ascomycota; Sordariomycetes; Glomerellales; Glomerellaceae. The record is from RefSeq and is a predicted model, not a curated record. The transcript has a single exon.